AUGGCUGUGUCCUGUGGUGAUUCCCAGAUAGUGACUGGGAGCUCGGAGGGAGAUGUGGAGGAGGGUAACAAAGACGACAAAGAUAACAGCCAGGAAAACAGACAGGAGGUUUCAGAUGAAAACAAUGGAAUCGGUAAGCCGGAAGCCAAUCAGGAAGUCGAGGCCAAUGGUGAGGGUAACAAAGUUCUGGAAAAAGCCCUAAAAGUGGCGAGGCGUCUGGGAAGUCGUGAAGACCCGGUAGUCCAGGGUCCAUCAGAUGUGAGUGGACCUCUCCUGGAUAUGUUCAUUGCAGUCAUCGAGAGUUGCGUACCCAUCCGAAGUCAGCAGAUUGGGGAGCCAGAGUUCAGCCAUGAACAGAAGAUGUCCAUGCUGCUCGACCUGUACAAUUCCAAACCUUUGAUUUUUCUGGAGCGAUUCCGAAAACUUCUUAAAGAGGAACAUUUGCAGUGCUUCAGCCACCUGUCUGGUGAUUACUCUGCUGAUUUUUACUUCAAAGAGAUUCGCAAAGCUUCUCUGAAGAAAGUCCAUCACACAAGAGUCCGCAACAAAAGAUAUGCUGCUCUGCAACUGCUUAUUUCAGCUGGCGAGUAUUUCAGUGAUGAGGAAAUGCGACAACGUGACCCUCUAAUGUAUGAACACUAUGUGGGCCAAUACCAGAGCGAAGAGGAGAUCAUGUCACAGAAUAGUCGGGAUUUGUCUCAGGCCAACAGCCUGUCUGAUGUUUUUCUCAACUCCUGCCAGGAACAGAUCAUACAGAGGAAGCUGGAGGUGCAACGUGAAAUGGAGGAGAACUGCGAGGAGGAGGAGGAAGACAGCACAGAGGAGGAAGACUCUGAGCUGCAGACAGAUGAGGAGCGCAUUGUGGACAGUGAGGAGAAGGCUCUAAUGCAUGAAGAAUUCCUCAGCCGCAUGUACCAGAGCUUUUUGGAUGGAAAGGAUAAACAUUUUGACUACAGUGAAGUCGAUGACAAUCCCGAAUUUGAUAACUUGGAUAUUGUCACAAGAGAUGAAGAGGAACGGUAUUUUGAUGAUGACGAUGAUGAAGGUGUGGAAGAAAUGGAUGCAGAGGAUGAGCAAAGCGAGGAAGAACAGAGUAUGGGUAGCAAGGUGUGA
Staurois parvus is the source of this 1113-nucleotide messenger RNA. The record is from the annotation of a GenBank genome assembly. Lineage: Eukaryota; Metazoa; Chordata; Amphibia; Anura; Ranidae.